CACGUGACCAAAACACGCCUCGGCACAGUGGUUCCAUACAAUUACCUCAUGAGCUAGCGCGAAUGUUUCGGAGCCUCGGGUGUCAGAGAACCAUCACUAGCUACGGGCGCGCCCACUCAUAAAGUGGGCGCAAUAAAUGGCUAUGGCUGAAUUUUGAGCUCGGCCCUGUUGUUGUUUUGAGCGAGCUGUAGCUGCCUGCUGUUUAUCGCUAGUCGGUCCGUUAGCAUGUACUGGCAUCUCCGAAAACGUCAGCGCAACGUUGCAUGAUAAACUGGCCAUAUAUUCUCAAUCCAAUGGUUACCUUCUCGCCUGAAAAAAUAUCAAAACGUUAUAAAGUGGCAUAAAACAGUUAUAGAACAAAAAAUAUAGCAGCCUUGAGUCUGGCUCAAACUCCCACAGUGCAUUCGGUGAUGCUUGUCUUAUUUGCUCCAAGUCACAGGUCUGGAUGAACCGUCUGUGUGUGAGCGCAACAUUAGGAUCUCGGUUUUGUUUUCAAACCUGCCCGGAAGUCACCGAUGGUUCAGCGCGCGGUAGCAGAUAGCUUAAUGUAAAUAACGACGGAAACACCGUCCGUUUGUCAGAGAUGGAGCAAUACUGUAAACAACCGGGGAUGGCUUUAAAACCAGAAAUGAAGCCGCAAAGAACAGAUGUCCAGCUGUUGAUGAGCAAAGACAAUUUUUUUCCUGAAUGGUGGAGCCCUGGCCUGGACCAGGACCCGGCAGAGCCCCCACACAUUAAAGAGGAACAGGAGGAACUGUGGACCAGUCAGGAGGGAGAGCAGCUUCAGCGGCUGGAGGAGGCUGGUGUCACCAGCUUCCAAUUCACCCCUGUCCCUGUGAACAGUGAAGAUGAUAAAGGUCCAGACAUCCAGCAGCUGUUGGUGAGAGGAAAAGAGGUUCUGCUUGAGCAUCAUGACUGGAGCCCCAGUCUGGACCAGGACCCAUCAGAUCCACCACGCAUUAAAGAGGAACAGAAGGAACUCUGGACCACCCGUCAGUCAGACUCUCUCUGGUACUUAGGACCAGAUUCUGACAACAAGGUUUCAGACUCUUCACAGUUUAAGACUGAAGUCAGUGAUGAUGACUGGAUGCAGACCAGAGGACCAGUGUCAGUUUUAAACUCCCUAAAAAUCAUUGAAGUCCCUGCAACAGAUGUGAGAUGUAAUACUGGCAAGAAAACCUACAGCUGCCCUGAAUGUGGGAAAUUAUUUGGUCACAGCCCACACUUAAAAAUACACAUGAGAACUCAUACAGGAGAGAAGCCAUUCAGCUGCCCAUUCUGUGGUAAAGGUUUUACACAAAAGGUGAAUCUGACAUACCACAUGUCCGUCCACACAGGUGAAAAACAAUUCAGCUGCCGCUUCUGUGAUGAAAGAUUCACCUGGUAUACUCAGCUCAAAAGCCACCAGUGUGUUUGUGAGUCCUUGCAGCUUCAUCAGAGUCAGACUGAGGAGACCAGAGAAGCUGAGACUGUUGAGAGGUCAUUCAGCUGCUCUGAGUGUGCAAAAACAUUCAGCCGCAAGGACAAUCUGAACAUUCACAUGAGAAUCCACACAGCAGAGAGACCAUAUGGUUGCACAGUCUGUGGUAAAACCUUUAAACAUGGAGGACAUCUGACGCAACAUUUGUCUAUCCACACAAAGGAGAACAGAUUCAGAUGCAGUGUUUGUGAUAAGAGGUUCACCUGGAUUUAUCAGCUCAAAAGACACAAGUGUGGUGGUGAUGAAUCCUCAGAGCUUCAUGAGGUCUGGGCCAGUCAGGAGGGAGAGCAGCUUCAGGGACUGGAGGAUGCUGAUGACACCAAGUUCCCAUUCACUGCUGUCCUCGUGAAGAGUGAAGAUGAUGAAGAGGAACCUCAGUCAUCACAGCUUCAUCAGAGCCAUGCUGAGGAGAAAAGAGACUGGGUGGCAGGAAAGGACUGUGGAGGACCAGAACCAGCCAGGAACCCAGGUCUACAUAGACUCUUGGAAUCAGAUACUGAUGACCGGAUUCCACACAUUUCUGAAAUUAAAGUUAGGAAUGCUGGGAAGGAGAGUAGUGAACCUGAGUCAGGGUUAAACUCUGAGGAGGUUCCAGAGAUUGAUUCAGGAUGUAAUGCAAGGAAGAAAUCAUUCAGCUGCUGUGAAUGUGGGAAAAUAUUUGGCCGCAAGGAACAUCUGCAGGCACAUGUGAGAAUUCACACAGGAGAGAGACCAUUUAGCUGCUCUGAUUGUGGUAAAACAUUUGGCUGCAAGAGGUCACUGCUGGGUCAUGUGACAAGUCACACCGGAGAGAAACCCUUCAGUUGCUCUCAGUGUGGGAGAAGAUUUGGCCGUAUGGUAAAUCUGAAGACACAUGAGAGACUUCACACAGGAGAGAGGCCAUUUAGCUGUCCAUUUUGUGGUAAAGGUUUCACACAAAAGGUACACAUGACUCAACACAUAGCUGUCCAUACAGGUGAGAAACAGUUCAGUUGUAGCAUUUGUGAUAAAAAGUUCACUUGGCUGUCGGGGUUCAGACGACACAAGUGUGGAAAUGAACAGUCAGAGCUGGAUGACACUGAGGAGAGCCUAGAGGUAGAACCAGGUGAGAAGCCGUUCCGAUGCCGUGAAUGUGGUAACAGAUUCAACCACAAGCACAACCUGAAAACUCACAUGAGGAUUCACACAGGAGAGAAACCGUUCUGUUGCUGUGUUUGUGGCAAAGGUUUCAUUGCGAGUGGAGCUCUGAAGAAACACCUGAGAACUCAUUCAGGAGAGAAACCGUUCAGCUGCCCUGUGUGUUGCAUACGAUUUACACAGGGAGGAAAUCUGAAGCGACACAUGGCACAGCACAUGGGGGAAGGUCAAGAGAAACCGUUCAGCUGCUCUGUUUGUGGUAAAAGCUUUACACAAGUGUCAAACAUGAAGCGACACAUGGUGCAACACAUGGCAGCUAAAACAAGUCAGUAGCAGGAAGUGAAGCUGUGAUCAGUCCACCCCUCACACAGCAUCAACAGGAAGGAGACUGAAGGUGUCUGACUUCAUACAGUCACCAGACGCAAACCUCACAGCUGAGUGUUGAUGCAUACAGUAUGUAUGGUAUAUGUUUUAGCAUGACACAGCUUUAAAAUAAUUUUAAUAAAAAGAAGACACACACUACAACUGAACAAUUGUUUCUACAAAAUUUAUAAUUCAAUCAGCUUCAGAGCUGAAAUUGUUCACUGACUCACUGAGCUCCACCAGCACAGAGCAACGCCUGAACACAAAUUGUCCUGGUUGCUGGGUUGCCCGUUUCAUAAAGUUGGUUUUUUGAUUUACAGACUCAACUGACUCUGGUCAUGUCAUGUUUAACGUCCUGAAUAACUGAACUUUCCAGUGUUUGAAAUAGGAAGAUUUGCAAAUGUGGUGUCAGAAAUGUAAAUGUGACUUUUUUUUUAUUUAAGUUUUAAAGUUAAUUUGCAAGCAUGAGCUUUGCUCUGAAUAAAGGAUCAAUGAAACUGAGUUUUCAUAGGAAAAAUGUUUGUGAACAUGUAAAUGUUUUGAGAGAAAUCAGUUUAAAAUAGCAGUUUCAGUUCUAUAAAUGAUCAAUUUACCUAUGGAUAUGUACAAUUAAUAUUUACAGUAAGACAUGUAGGGUCAAUAUCAA
Messenger RNA from Monopterus albus (swamp eel), 3605 nucleotides. RefSeq names its product zinc finger protein 420-like. Gene Ontology annotation, cellular component: nucleus. The coding region runs from base 584 to 2929 and encodes 781 amino acids. Lineage: Eukaryota; Metazoa; Chordata; Actinopteri; Synbranchiformes; Synbranchidae. The record is from RefSeq and is a predicted model, not a curated record. Gene Ontology annotation, molecular function: DNA-binding transcription activator activity, RNA polymerase II-specific; RNA polymerase II cis-regulatory region sequence-specific DNA binding. Gene Ontology annotation, biological process: regulation of transcription by RNA polymerase II. The transcript has 3 exons.